This is a messenger RNA of Malassezia pachydermatis, 1575 nucleotides long. Its product is annotated as metallo-dependent phosphatase. Gene Ontology annotation, molecular function: hydrolase activity. NCBI's taxonomy places the organism in Eukaryota, Fungi, Basidiomycota, Malasseziomycetes, Malasseziales, Malasseziaceae. Gene Ontology annotation, biological process: GPI anchor biosynthetic process. Bases 1 to 1575 code for a protein of 524 amino acids. Gene Ontology annotation, cellular component: endoplasmic reticulum. The record is from RefSeq and is a predicted model, not a curated record. The transcript has 2 exons.
AUGGCACCUCGGUGGAUGCGGCCCAUCGCGUACAACGUGCUGUUCCCGUCGCGGACCGUGCAGGUACUGCGGCUAGCAUGGUGUUUUGUUGUGCUAUGGUGCGAGCGAGGUGUAUUUUAUGCAGCCACGAGCCGCUGCGAGAUCCCGCAGACCAGCACUCCUACGUUUCGCGUGCUCAUUCUGAGCGAUCCACAGAUUAUUGGGACACAUACCUACGAGCACUUUUCGCCUCUGAUGACUGAAGUGGCUAGUGCGUUCUCCGAUCAAUAUCUUCGAAAAGUGUGGCUCGCCGUAACACGACAAGGCCUCGGCGCCUCGCUGCUGCGAAGCCCACGCUCGGCAGAUUUGCUUGUGUUUCUUGGCGAUAUGACGGAUCGGGGGCGCUGGUAUACAGACAAAGCAGCCUGGACAGCACUACAGACGCGCUGGACCCAGCUCUUUUCGGGCGCAUCGCUGGGGCAGACGACCGAGGCACGGCCCGUGCGUUCGCGUAGUACAUCGACAAUCCCUGCCGUGGUCGUCCCCGGGAACCACGAUAUUGGCCUGCCAGAUGCACAGACAGGACAGCCUGUGCCUGCGAAUCGUGAGGCAGCUGCCUGGUUUCAGCAGACGUAUGCGCCUGUCGUGGACGACCAGUACGUAUGGGCCUCGCAUGGCACGCCGUCGUGGAAUGCGCGGAUUCCCAUUGCGGUCGGUGCUUCUGACCAUUCGACACAUGAACUGGUCCUCAUUAAUGCGAUGGACCUCGUAAGUAUGGAGCCUCUGAUGAUGCCUGCGUUGACGUCCAACGAUACCUCGUUUGUGGUGGCCAAAGCGCAUGCGCCACAGACCACGCGGAUGGUCGACCUGCUGGCGUCCGAGACGACGUCCAUUCCACGGAUUCUCUUCUCCCAUGUGCCAUUGGCCCGUGCCGCCUCCGAGCAUAGUUGCGAUGUACCAUGGCGCACUGCUAUUCAUGGUGUACGGCGUGAGUCGCAACGAGCACACGUCCCUGGCGGUGAUAUUUUGCAAGGAGGCGAUGCCCAGCGUACGUAUCAGAACUUGGUGGGCCAGGCUGUGUCGCAGUACGUCUUGGAUGCUAUUCAGCCGGCCUUGGUAUUCUCCGGCGACGAUCACGAUCACUGUGAGGCGAUUCAUUACCGCCACCGCCCCGCGUCGAGUGUACAUGUAGCCGGGUUUGACGCUCAGGAUGUCCCCGAGCUGACCGUGAAAUCCAUGUCGAUGCUGGAAGGCGUUCAAAGGCCUGGCUAUGCAUGGCUCGAGCUAGGUAUGGAAGGAACGCAACCGACGCUGCAGUACCGUCCUUGCCUGCUGCCCAAUCAAGUCUGGCUGUGGCUCGGUAUGUAUGUGCCAUGCCUGCUUCUCACGCUAUGUCUGAUUGUGCUGGCGCCCGCCUGGGUACCCAAGUCAUCGGCCACCCUGCUCCCACACCAUUACGCCGCGACAUCAUCCACCCGCCAAGUGAGCAUAUUUGUGCGCAGUACCAGCAUACUUGGCCUACUUCGACGUGUAGGACGUGAUACGGCCAUGGUCGGUGUGAUCCCAUUGCUCUUGUGGCUGUCUCUACAGAGCUAA